AUGGGAGUUUGUUAUUCCACUCACAAUUCUGCAGAUUGCUGUUGUGACGAUCCGUGCUGUGGUCCAAUUUGUGAUUGUUGUUGUGAUAGAAGAAGGUUCUAUCCUUGGGGUCCAAGAGUAAUUGGUCCACCACCUAUCUUACCUAUAUAUCCACCUGGUAAUAUCGGUAUAGGUCCUGGACCGAUCAUAAUUCAACCGACGCCUAUACCACCCCCGAUUAUCCCUUACCCAUCUACUAGAUCAUACUUCUCUCAAGUACCUGUCCACGUACCCAUAUCAAAUCACAAUACAUCUUAUCCACCGACUUCUCAAAAGGUUUACAGCUCGCCACCACAAUUACCGAGAUAUCCUUCGAAUCAGCAACGACCUCAACUCCAUGAUCAGCAGAGCUAUUUAGGUCCACCUGCUGAAUCCCCUGCUGCCGUUCGUCCAACUCACAGAUCAAGCUCAAGACAGUCAUACGAGCAUCAGCACAGAGAUAGAAGAUACUCAUUAGAAGAAAGAGUUACUGGAUAUUCACCUACUCCGCAUCACAGACAUCUUACCCCCGAACCAUCAAGUCAUAGGCCGUAUCAUUAUAGAUCAGCGAGUACAUCUGAUCGUCUCCCAGACCACCAUCAAAUAGUAGUAUAUCAAGAAGGAGAAGGAUCAUCGUCGGAAGAAAGGCAAAAAUACUCAAGACCCAUUCAUAGAGGAUCAGCAAGUACCUCUGCUCAACCUCACCACCACCAUCAACAGCAUCAUCAUCGACAUCGUCAAAAGUCAAACGGUCAAGUAUACCUUUCUCUUGGUGACAACGUACCCAAUCCACCUAGAAGAUCGUUCGAUCAUUCAUCAAGAGAGCAUCCAGAUCGUCCACAACAUCGCCCUUCAUCAGUGCAACACUAA
Molecule: messenger RNA, 888 nt
Organism: Kwoniella shivajii
Lineage: Eukaryota; Fungi; Basidiomycota; Tremellomycetes; Tremellales; Cryptococcaceae
Exons: 3
Coding region: 1-888 (295 amino acids)
Source: RefSeq, a predicted model, not a curated record